Messenger RNA from Salarias fasciatus (jewelled blenny), 6359 nucleotides. Its product is annotated as centrosomal protein of 170 kDa protein B-like. Gene Ontology annotation, molecular function: protein binding. Lineage: Eukaryota; Metazoa; Chordata; Actinopteri; Blenniiformes; Blenniidae. The record is from RefSeq and is a predicted model, not a curated record.
AUGAGUGUGACUUCCUGGUUCCUGGUCAGCAGUUCGGGGACUCGACACCGUCUCCCCAGAGAGAUGAUCUUCGUGGGACGAGAGGACUGCGAGCUCAUGCUGCAGUCUCGCAGUGUAGACAAACAACAUGCUGUCAUCAACUACAACAACGCAACUGAUGAACACCUGGUGAAAGACCUGGGCAGCCUGAACGGGACGUUUGUAAACGACCUGCGGAUUCCCGAUCAGACCUACAUCACCCUGAAACUGUCCGACAUCAUUCGCUUCGGAUACGAUUCUCAUGUUUACGUUCUGGAGAAAAGUCAACACAAAGUUCCAGAAGAAGCUUUAAAGCAUGAGAAGUACAGCAGCCAGCUGCAGAUGAGCCUGAAGCCUUCAGAGAAGAGCGAGCUGGAAGAACGGCGGCCGGCUGUGAAGAGCACUCAAGAGGCUCCGGUCAGCCGGCCCACGCCGCUGUACGGCCAGCCGUCCUGGUGGGGAGAGGAGGAUUAUGGGAGUAAACUCCAUGACGGCGAAGAGCUGCAUCACGACGUCCAGAAAGACGCCGCGGAUCCUGACGGGUCCCGGUCUGUCUCCGACUCACAACCGAAGACGGUCUUUCCGUCGUACCACCGCGAGCCGAGCUACUUCGAGAUCCCCACCAAGGACCUGUACCCCCACAAGGCCUUCAUGGAGCCACAGUUUCACGACGUCCCCACCAAGGACACGGACGCCGUGCCGGCCACGCCCCCCACCCCCACCCCCACCCCGCCCGUCGUCCAGAGCCACGCCUCCUUCACCAUCGAGUUCGACGACUGCAUGCCCGGCAAGAUCAAGAUCAAGGACCACGUCACCAAGUUCUCCACCCGCCAGAGGAAGGCUCCACCCGCCAAGGCCGCCGUCUCGACCACGCCCACAGAGCUGAUGUCUGCCGACAGCAAGGUGGCCGAUUGGCUGGUGCAGAGUGACGUCAGCAUGAUGAAGCGGCGUCCGCCGUGCGACGACGUCUACAGCACCAAGAGCGACCUCGCCGUGAGCGCCAAGACCCUGAAAGGUCACCAGCACGAGGACGACCAGAGCGACUCCGAGGACCCGCUUCUGCAGGGCCGGAGGACGUCCCAGCAGUCCGUCCAGCAGGCCCUGCCAGGGGACCGCCAAGACCUGGGCCCGCGGGGAACCCCUGACCACCUGGGCCAGCCGGCCUCGCAGGGGGCCCCGGAGCACCUGGCCCAGCAGGCCCCGCCGGGGGGCCCGGAGCACCAGGCCCCGCCGGGGGCCCCGACCACCUGGCCCCCGCGGGCCCCGCCGGACCACCUGCCCCAGCAGGCCUUCGUCAUCGAGUUCUUCGACGAGAACCCGCGCAAGAAGCGCUCGCAGUCCUUCACGCACACCUCCGCCCACGCCGACUCGUACUCCGCCCUCAAGGCCAAGCUGGAGCGGCGCAAAGGCGGCGAGCGCCCGGCGUCCGUGCACGGCCACGUGGUCUCCGCCCAGCAGGGGGCCGUCCCCCCGAGGGGCCCCGGCGGCCCCCAGAGGUCCAGCUCUCUGAAGCGGGACAAGGCGGAGGCGGAGUCCUCGUGCCGCUCGCCGCCCGCCGCGCUCGUCAGACCCUUCGGCAGCGUGGGGAGGCGGUCCCAGCUGGCCCAGGAGUUCCUGAAGGACUCCUAUCAGGACCCGUCCCCCACCAGAGACAGGAUGUCCCCCCCGCCCAUGUCUGCGCCGCCGGUGAUGGAGUCCCCUCCACCUGCAGAGGACGGCCAGGACGAGGAGGACGACAGUCAGAGCGACGCCGGGACGUACACCAUCGACACCGAGGGGCUGGACCGCGAGGUGGAGGAGGCCCGGGGCAUGAUCGACCAGGUCUUCGGGGUUCUGGACUCUCCAGAAUACGGGGACAGCAGUCCGGCCGUGUCCAGGCCUGUGAUUGGUGAAGGUGAGGAUGAGGCUCCGCCCCCGACUGCUGAUGUGGACCGUCUGCAGGACUUUCCGGUGGGAACCCUCUGCUGCCCCCCGUGUCCCCCGUGUCCCCCGGUCUCCAUUCAGGUCUUGAGUGGAUCCGGUCCCGAUGGACCCAAGUGGGUCUCCAGAUGGGCGAGUCUGGCAGACGGCUGUGAUCCGGGACCCGGUCCUCCUCAGGCCCAGCAUCUAGAAGACCUGGACCUCCUGAGCCGCUCCGUCUGCAGCUUCAGUUUCCAGAACCCGGACUCGGACUCGGUUCCGGGUUCCCGGACCAGGAGGCUCCUUCCUCAGGUCCCUCCAGAGAAGCUGGACCCGGUUGUCCCAGGAGUCCAGUACCAGCUCCAGGACCCCGUGGGGACAGUCCUCGGCCCCACGCAGUCCCCCCAGCGCCUGUCGGUCCAGGACGACGUGGACCCGGACAGCCUGAGCGACGCCAGCCGCUCGGACGAGACCCCGGUCCUGGAGAGGACCCGGCGGUCCCCGGGGACCGCUCUGGAGAAAGUGUGCCCAGCCCCCAAGUCCACGUCCUUCUACAUCGGAUCUGAAGAACUUCCGGGUGAGUCCGAGAGGACAGCGGACCCUCCAGCCAGGACCCCGCCCACCACCGUGCUGAUCCGGCACCUGAGCGGUCCGGACCGCCAGAGGACAGGAGUCAAGCCCAACAGCUCCGCCCCCAACCUCCAGAUCCAGGACAAGGAGUCCAGCAGGGACGGCGGUGUGUCCUUCGUCCGGCAGGAGAGCUUCACCAGGGACCGUCCCAGCGCCGGCGUCCACCUGAAGAGACUGCCCCACAUCAGCAGCCACCCGUCCAUCCGGGACCUGGAGCUGGGCCGGGACCUGGAGCUGGGCCGGGAACCGCGCGCCGAGCCCGCCGGCAGGGGACGCCGUCCCUCUCUGGAUGUCAAGCCGCCACCGUCCGCCUCGGCGCGCGGCCCGUCCGGCCGCGGGGACGAGUCCCUGUCCGGGGACUCGGACGUGGACACGGCCAGCACCGUCAGCCAGGUGAGCAGCAAGAACGCCGCCGCCGGCUCCGCCCCCAGGAAGUGUCCCCCCGGCGGCCCGCAGAGGGACCGGCCGUCCUCCAACCCGGAGCGGGGCCGGCAGGUCAGCGCCCGGGAGCGUCUCUCAGAGAAGCGGCGGAGCCACACGGCGGCGGACGCGUCCGCCAGGCGCCUCCAGACGCACCGCAGCGCCGGGAACCGCGGCGCCGCGGACCUCGGCGAGGGUCAGCAGGGUCCCGGUCCUCACAAGACCACCUCCUCCGAUCAAGAAACGUCUCGUCCGUCCAGCCGCGGCAAGAAGGUCCCGGGCCCCGUCCAGAGAGAAGACGGCGGAAAGACGUCCAGGACGGCGGCGCCGCAGGUCCUGACCCGGUCCAACAGCCUGUCGGCGCCGCGGCCCACCCGCGCCUCCAUGCUGCGCCGCGCCCCUGGCGAGGCGUCGGACAACGAGGGGGCGGAGACGGACCGCGGCUCCCAGAACUCCGACCACGCCGCCGGCAGGAAGCUGUCCCGCCUGGACAUCUGGCCAUGCCCCGGAAGAGGGACCGGGUCCUUCACCGCUCCCAGCGGACCACCGAGGUGUCCGGGCGCGGCGCCCGCGGGCGCCGAGUCCGGCGGCGCCACCAGGAAGACGUCGGUGGGCGACGCCCGGCAGGCGCUGGGCCGAGGGGGCGGAGCUCCGGGGAAGCAGCAGCUCACCCGGACCCGGUCCGGUGGAGCCAAGUAUCUGAGCAGUGGGUCUCGCCACAGACAGAAAGGGUCCGACUUGUCUUCGUCCUCCGAGGAGGACUACCACACCGCUUCAAGCACGUCCAAAGCCAAGCGCCCGUCCCACCCCCCCGUCCCCGGACAGACGCCCCGCCCCCACCGCCCCGCCACCAGGACCAAGUCCGUCUCCGUGGAGACGGAGGAGGAUGAGGACCAGACCGACGCAGACCUGUACCAGAACUGGUCUACACACAGCGCCGAGAUCGCCAAGCUGAGUCAGGACCUCGCCAAGGACCUGGCCAUCCUGGCCCGGGAGAUCCACGACGUGGCGGGGGACGGGGACGGGGACUCUCCCGGGUCCGGGGUGGGGGCCGGCUCUCCCGGCUCGCUGCCCAACACUCCCGGCUCCACCAUCUCUGCCAGGGAGGAGCUGGUCCAGCGGGUCCCUGAGGCCAGCCUGAACUUCCAGAAGGUUCCACCUGCUGCUGUCUCCCACCUGGACCAGAACAUGAACCAGCCACAGGUUCUAGAUAACAAGAUGUUGAAUCCGGUGUCUCAGCUGUCUCACACCAUCAGAGAGAACACCGAGCAGCUGGCCGAGAACAUCAAGGUUCUGUUCCAGAGCCGGUCUGAUCUUUGGGACGAGGUUGAAGCGAGGAUGAGUGUUGAGAAGGAAGCCCCGCCCACAAAGACCUCGAACCAGGAGAUCGCCUCCAUCCUGCAGGAGCUGCGCCGAGUCCAGAGACAGCUGGAAGUCAUAAACAGCUUUGUGGAGCCCGGAGGGAGCCUGCAGAUCGUACCUGGACCCAGGGCUGGACCCGGACCCGGACCUGGCCCCUCACCUGGAGGACACGCUCAGGGUCCCCAGAGCCACAAGAAACCAUCCACCAAAUCCCGCGGGGCCCCCAACAGCAGUGACGCCUCCAAACGCCAGGCCCGCGGACCCAAUGGGGGACACUUGCUGGGCUAAGUGGACCGACCCGGAGCCAGACAGGAAGUAGCAGAUCCGCUACUUCCUGUUUCCACAACAGUUCUGUUCAUCUGUCUGCAGCUGCUGUCUGUCUGAGGUCCACUGGUCCAGGGUCCGCUGGUCCAGGGUCCACUGGUCCAGGGUCCACUGGUCCAGCAGUCCCCCCAGAACCCAGACAGACUGUACUUGGUGUUUUUUCUGUUGCUGUUUGUUAAAUUCUGACGCUGCUUCAGGCUGAAUGUUGUAGAAAGACCUGAUCCCGACCGCUGCUGCCCAGUCCACCCAGGAACCCAGUCCACCCAGGAACCCAGUCCACCCAGGAACCCAGUCCACCCAGGAACCCAGUCCACCCAGGAACCCAGUCUUCCUUGGGACUGAAUCGUUUCAGGGACCCAGUCCUCCUAGGAACAGAGUCCUCCCGGGGGCUGAGUCCUCCUGCUGGCCGAGUCUUGCUGGGAACUGAGUCCUGCUGGGAGCAGAGUCGUCACAUGACCUGUCAGGACCAAUCAGCUGAGGCUCAGUGGGGUCUCCAUGGAGACAUGAAUGUCUGCCGGUCUGGACUGUCCUGGCUGCCUCUAAGCUCCACCCUCUCUGCUGCUGGACCAAGUCCUGUACCAGUUUAGGUCCACUUAGCUUAGCAUAAAGACGGAAAGCACAGAGAGCUGUUAGCGUAGCUUAGCAUAAAAAUGGAAACACAACACCUGGGUUUGACUCGUUAAAAAACAGAAGCAUGAAAAGCUGUUCGCACACGCUAGCACAAGCUUUUACCGUAACAUAAGAGCUAGCAGCAUGGGGAGCUAUUAGCAUACCAAGCAGAAAUGCUAAGGAGAGCCUGAUGUUAGCAUUGGACUACAUGAGAACUGCUCGCACAAUUUUAUAGACUAGAAGCACAACAGAACUCCUGGCUCAGCACAAUCCCUUCAUGUAGCUUAGCAUCGCGUCCGGGAGCGUUUCAUAUGUGAAGACACGAGCUAGCACAGACGUUUUGCGUAGCUUGUGAUACUAGAAUAUGUUGCUCAUAGACUUUGUGCCAAACUAAGGUAACGCAUCGACUGUGCACGCAGUUUUAAUGCAAAGCUGAGCUAAGCUAACAGCAGCCUUAGGCUAACAUGUCCCUGUGCUCCCAGCCUUUAUGCUAAGCUAAGCUAAGCUAAGCCCACCCUUAGGUAUCGCAUCCUUUUGCUCCCAGUGUUUGUAUAAAGCUAAUAAGUGUGUGUGUGUGUGUGUGUGUGUGUGUGUGUGUGUGUGUGUGUGUGUGUGUGUGUGUGUGUGUGUGUGUGUGUGUGUGUGUGUGUGUGUGUGUGUGUGUGUGUGUGUGUGUGUGUGAGUGUCCUGGUGGCAGCGUGGGGGACGGACGGCGUCUUUUUGGUAGUGUAUACGUAUCUGUAGCUGGAGGCUAGCUGAUGGUUCAAGGCUAACAGAGUGAGGCUAGCUGAUGGUUUGAGGCUAGCUGGAGGCUAGCUGAUGGUUUAAGGCUAGCUGGAGGCUAGCUGAUGGUUUGAGGCUAGCUGGUGGCCAGCUGAUGGGUUGAGGCUAACUGGAGGCUAGCUGGAGGCUAGCUGAUGGGUUGAGGCUAACUGACAGCUCAAAGCUACUUCACCAAAUGUGCACUUUUUGAUUUGUUUUGUUUCUGGAAUGUAAGGACGCGUCACCUGAUUGGCUGCUGCCGUGUGGCUGCAGCUGAUUGGUCCUCUGGACUUCCUGGUUUACUGUGCAUGGCCUUCAGACGACUGACAGAUUUC